AAGUAAGUUAUUUCUGAGGAAACCUUCUCCGAUCCGUAACACCGUCCGCGCUGGACGCUGAACGACAGUUGCUCCCAGGCCGUAGACCGUGCUCCGUGUCGCUCUCAAGCAAACAUUGUGCGUUUGUUUACCACGUUCACUAUAAGCCAGUUAUUAUGUAGCAACACUGAAUUUUCUGUAUAACAAUGUACUGUAAUACGCGUCACGCUAAGUUUGGGCCAAUCAUAACCACGUAAGGGAUAGCAUCAUCCAGCAAAAGCAGCCACGUGGCGACGUCGCUGCCAGGCGUGCAAUCGUGCGUUCUUCUACUCUUUCGCAGCUAUGCGGUUCCAGGCUUUGUUGGUGUGUGUUCUCCUCCUUCUGUUAGUUCUCGCGGGAGUGAGUAUUUGGUACAAGUUCAAUAGUGGUCCAGAUGCUUUAACAAAGUUCAAGGAAAUGGUUGACGAUUAUCAGCAUUCCGAUAAAUAUGCUUACAAAAUAGCAGUUAUUCAGGAGACGAUAGAAUCAGAAAUUUAUAAUGUUAUAUUGGAUUGCUUAUUUUAUUUUGAUAUAAUAUAUUUUAUUUCUAUCUUGUGUAAUAUUUUUUAA
This is a messenger RNA of Gryllus bimaculatus (two-spotted cricket), 588 nucleotides long. NCBI's taxonomy places the organism in Eukaryota, Metazoa, Arthropoda, Insecta, Orthoptera, Gryllidae. The record is from the annotation of a GenBank genome assembly.